AUAUUUUAAACAAUGAACUUUUCUUUAUUAUUUUAUUUUUUAAAUGUUACUGAUCGUUUUAUGUUUCAUUUCAAUGGUUUAUUACAACAGUGGACAGAUAUUUAAAAUGUUGUAUAGCCUACUAAUAUCAGCUUUAUUAAUAUGAUCUUAUUGUUUGGGUAAAGAUAUUUUACAGUAUUUUAAAGAGUAAAUCAGUACUUCACUCUAUAUUCCAUUCUAAAAUAAUUAACAUAUUGAAACACCUGCUCGCUAUCUCUAUGUCUUGUUUGAACAAAGAGUGCAUUGCUUUUAAUAUCAGGACUGGGAUUUGUAAUAUUCAAGCAAGUUAUUUUUAAUUCAGAGUGCUUGCUAAAUGUGUAUAAUCCACAGCGUGAUUUUUUCAUACUGUUAUUUUACAUUAAUUUUUCCCGACAUCAUCUGAAGCUGCUCGCGCUAAUCCUCGCGCAUCUGUGCAGCUCCGAAAGAGCGCGUAUGCGCGACGCUCCGCCCACCCUACUGGUGGCCGUGACGUCAGCCCUAUCGCUCGCAGAUAGUGAGAGGACGCCGCAGUCAGUGAGUGGUCUGCGGAGAGCAGGUACAAGUGUUCCUUCACCUGAAAAUAAAAAACACACAAGCGUCCCUUAUCCGAGGAUAUUUCACUGCACUGGCGUUAUUCCUAAAAAUUACAAGAACAACGCUGUCUUUUUGGAAUAUGCACGAUGAGUAUUAGCUAGCCCAUCGAGCAGAGGGUCCUUUACAUCCCACCUGCAGUCAUGAAUGGUGGUUUUAGUAUUUGGGCUAUAACUCCAGAAGAGAGGGUGAAACAUGACAAACAAUUUGACUCUCUGGUUCCCACUCUGGGCUAUCUGUCAGGAGAUCAAGCACGAAAGUUUUUCCUGCAAUCUGGACUUCCAACAGCCAUACUGGCUGACAUUUGGGCACUGGCGGAUAUGGGGAAAGACGGGAAGAUGGACAGAUUGGAAUUCUCCAUUGCAAUGAAACUAAUUAAACUGCAGCUGCAGGGUCAGCCCCUCCCUUCAAUUUUGCCAAUCAUUAUGAAGCAGACCCCCGUCCCCGUCAUGACAUCAUCAUCACGCUUCGGUAUGGGAUCAAUGCCAAAUCUUUCUGCAAUGUCGGGAAUGCCUAUACUAACACCUGUGACAGCUUGCCCGGCAGUUAUGCCUUUGGUUCCUGUGCCCACCGUGGUGCCAGGACCACUGCCUCUCCCCAGCUCUCUCAGUGUGCCAGCUCUGCCAAACGGCAAUGCAACACUCCUCACUCCAACAUCAGCAUUCCCAGUUUCUAGCAGUUUGAGUAAAUCUCACUCACUCUUGGACCUUGCAGGAUCUAGCAGUUCUAACUCCUCUUCCACCACCUCCCUCGCGAGUAACUCUCCCAAAAUGGGCUCAUCUGAUUGGGCAGUGCCUCAGUCGUCCCGUCUAAAGUACCGCCAGCAGUUCAACAGCCUGGACAAACUGAUGAGCGGAUACCUGUCUGGUCCUCAGGUCAGAAAUGCCCUCACAGCAUCAAACCUCACACAAACACAGCUUGCCACCAUAUGGAAUCUUGCAGAUGUAGAUCGUGAUGGGCAAUUAAGAGCAGAUGAAUUUAUUUUGGCAAUGCACCUGGUUGAUAUGGCCAAGACCGGUCGUCCUUUACCUCUGACUUUACCUCCAGACCUUAUGCCCCCGUCAUUCAGAACAGGGAAGUCAUGUGACCUCCUGAACGGACCCAUUCCUCUGAUCAACACUGAGGUGAUUGAGCCAGAACAUCAACAGAAAAACAAAAACAAUGUGGCAUUUGAGGAUAAGCUGAAGGAAAAUUUUCAGAAAGGAAACGCUGAGCUGGAGAAACGACGUCUGGCUCUACAGGAGGAACAGAAGAGAGAAGAGGAGAGAAGGAGAGAAGAGGAGAGGAGACGACAGAGGGAGAGAGAGGACAGAGAGCAGAAGGAGAGAGAGGCACGGGAUACUGAACUGCGGAGACAAAGGGAGGAGGAGAGGAGGAGAGAAAGGGAGAGAGAGAUAGAGCGACAGAGAGAAGAAGAAAGGCUGAAAGAGCUAGAGCGUCGGGAGGCAACGGAGCAUCAGCGACAGAUGGAAUGGGAGAGAAGUAAACGAGUGGAGCUUCAGACACAGAGAGAAAAAGAGCAGAGUGACAUACAGAGACUGAAAGAGAGGAAGAGACGUCUGGAGAUGGAGUUGGAGUCCGUGGGCAACACGCAUAAGCAGAUCUCCAAUCGACUCCGGGAUGCCAAGAGUAAGAGAAAGGUCCAGAAGGCCGAGCUAGAUCUGAUUAAUCAGAAGAGAGAUAGCCGUACACUGGAUAUUAACUCUCUACAGUUACAAUUUGAGGAUAUUCAGAAGCAGUUGAAUCGAUUCAGUCCUGAGAAGCAAAGGCUGACAGACAGACUGCUUGACCUCGCUCAGAACUCAAGUCCUUUGAUAAACGAUAUGAAACAGAGCUUGUGUGAGAAAGAUCUAAGCUGUCGGAAGCUUAAGGAGCAGUUGGAUGCUUUGGAAAGAGAGACCACCGCUAAACUCUCUCAGAUGGAGCAGUACAACAGAGAAAUUAAGUUUGUAGAAAUGGAUGACUGUGUGCUUCAGGGACUUCUAUCUUUGCUGGGCUGCUUAACCAAUCUCUUCCUUCUAAUAAAGGAGCUGAGACAGAGGAAGAGCCAGCAGCAGGACGUUCUAGAGCAGCUGAGGAGAGUCAGAUCUGAGAAACUUCAAGAGCUACAAAGACACAGGAAAGAGCAAGAGGAGAGGAAGAGGAAAAAAGAAGAAGAGGAGAAAAAAAGGAAAGAGGAAGAGGAGAAGAAGAGAAAAGAAAGAGAAGAAGAAAUGAAAAGGAUGAAAGAGGAGGAGGAGACGAAGAGGAAAAAGGAAGAGGAGGAGACAAAGAGAAGAAAAGAGGAGGAGGCUGCCAGACAGGCAAAGCUGGAGCAGGAGCGUUUGGAGGAGGAAGCAGAGCGUCAGAGGAAACUUGCCCAUGAGCGAGAGGCUAAACUCAGGGAAGAGCAACAGCGGCAGGCCCAGGCCAGACUUCAGGAGGCCCAGGAGCAGGCACGAGAGAGAGAGGAGAAGAGGAGAGCAGAGGAGAGAGAAAGGGAGGAGAAAGAAAAGAAUGAACUACGGCAACAUACUCGGGCCUCUGUGUUACACAAUAGCAAAGAGGUCAAAAGUUUACCAGUGAUUAAAACUGAAGAUACGUGUACUACCCCCACCACCUAUAGAGCCCUUUAUCCAUUCAAAGCACGUAACACUGAAGAGCUCUCACUGGAUGCAGACUGUUUGAUUGAGGUAGAUGAAGCAACAGUUCGGGAGACCGGCUGGCUGUACGGGAGUUACCGUGGUAACCGCGGGUGGUUUCCAGAGAGUUAUGCUGAGAGAUGCUGUACAGACAGUUGGACUGAACAAACAGCAACUGUUAUGCAAUCCACAGCGCCCCCUGCUAACUACCCUGGAAUUCCCCGAGUAGAUGUGGAAGGACCAACACCAACACACACACCAGCGUCUACAAACACACAACACUCACAGGCUGUUGCUCUGUGCGAAUGGUGUGCUAAGACUGACAGUCACCUGGGCUUCUCGAAAGAUGACAUCAUCACGGUUUUAGAAAAGCAGGAGAGCUGGUGGUACGGAGAAUUAAAUGAGAACCGGGGCUGGUUCCCAAGCUCAUUUGUCUCCAUGGUUACCACCAAUCACACACAGACUGAACCGUUGUAUUCUACUGUUGGUGAGAUUGAACUGUCAGAUUCAGGUUUGCUAGAGGAGUAUGUGGCUCUGUACACAUAUGAGAGUCCGGAGUCAGGUGACCUGACGUUCUCUGUGGAGGAUAUUAUCCUGGUAACAGAAAGGGAGGGGGAAUGGUGGAGAGGAUGCAUUGGAGAUCAGUAUGGUCUCUUUCCUUCGAACUACGUCAAACCCAAAGAGCAAGAUACUGCCAAACCUGAUGGUACUAGUAAAAAGCCAGAAAUCGCUCAAGUUACAACAGCCAAUGCUGCCACAACACCAGAGCAGUUGAGUCUUACGCCGGGUCAACUGAUUGUAGUGCUGCAUAAGAACUCAAACAGCUGGUGGCUGGGUGAGCUACAGGCACGGGGUAAAAAACGCACAAAGGGCUGGUUCCACUCCUCUAAUGUCAGGUUACUGGAGGCCAACAGCGGCAAAAUAACUCCUGCCUCUCAACCACUAUGUCAGGUUAUUGCAAUGUAUGACUACAAAGCAGCCAAUAAUGAUGAGAUGAGCUUCCAGAAAGGUCAACUGAUCAGCGUUCUCAACAAAGACAAUCCUGACUGGUGGAAAGGAGAGGUCGCUGGAGUCACAGGACUGUUUCCAACCAAUUAUGUGACGAUGACCACCGAAUGUGAUCCUAGCCAGCAAUGGUGUGCUGAUCUGCUCAGUUUAGAGUCCAUGUCUACCGAGGAGAGAAAACGGCAAGGCUACAUACAUGAGCUUAUUCAGACGGAGGAGACCUACCUGGAAGAUCUUGAACUUGCAUUGGAGGUGUUUUAUACACCCAUGGCGGAGUCAGGGCGGUUGACGGAGGCUGAGAUGAGCAUGAUUUUUGUGAACUGGCGGGAACUGAUCAUGUGUAGCACCAAACUCUUAAAAGCUUUGCGUGUCCGUAAGAAGAUGUCAGGUGAACGGAUGCCGGUGCAGGUGGUGGGGGAUAUCUUGUCCUCAGAGCUUUCUCAUAUGCAGGCCUACAUCCGCUUCUGCAGCUGCCAGCUCAACGCCGCUGCCAUGCUACAACAGAAAACGGACAAAUCACAUGACUUCAAACUCUUCUUGAAGAAAAUUGCCAGUAAUUACAGAUGUAAAGGCAUGCCACUGUCUAGCUUUCUUCUGAAACCCAUGCAGAGGAUCACACGCUACCCACUUCUUAUCAAGAAUAUUCUGGAGAAUACCCCUGUGGGUCAUGCAGACCAUGCAAACCUGCAGAUGGCAUUAGAGAAGGCGGAGGAGUUGUGCUCACAGGUGAAUGAAGGUGUGAGAGAGAAAGAGAAUUCAGACAGACUGGAAUGGAUCCAGAAUCAUGUGAUGUGUGAUGGAGUCAUUGAGCACCUGGUUUUUAACUCCAUAACUAACUGCCUGGGCCCGAGGAAACUGCUGCACAGCGGCAAACUGCACAAGACCAAGAGCAGCAAAGAACUCUGGGCCUUUCUGUUUAGUGACUUCCUGCUCCUCACAUACACUUCCAAACAGUUCUCAUCCGGGACAGACAAGCUCUUUAAUCCCAACUCCAGUGCACAGUACAAGAUGUAUAAAACGCCAGUGUUUCUGAAUGAGGUCUUAGUCAAAAUGCCCUCAGACCCUUCCAGUGAUGAUCCAAUCUUUCAUAUCUCACAUGUCGACCGUGUGUACACACUCAAGACUGACACGAUUAACGAGAGGACUACAUGGGUGCAGAAGAUCAAAGCAGCAUCUGAACACUUCAUAGAGACUGAGAAGCUCAAAAGAGAAAAGGCCUACCAAGCUCGCUCUCAGAAGAACAGUGGGAUUGGGCGACUGUCUGUGACCGUCCUGGAGGCAACAGAGCUGAAGGCCUGCAAGCCAAACGGGAAGAGUAACCCGUAUUGUGAGCUCACUAUGGGUGCUCAGUGUUACACCUCCCGCCAUCAGUCCGACACACUCAAUCCCAAAUGGAACUUCAGCUGUCACUUUUUCAUCAAAGACCUGUACCAGGACGUCCUCUGCCUCACUAUUUUUGAGCGGGAUCAGUUCUCUCCAGACGAUUUUCUGGGUCGUACCGAAGUUCCUGUAGCAACAAUAAAGAAGGAUCAAGAUGGAAAUGGUCCUUUGGUACGACGUCUGCUGCUUCAUGAGGUUCCAACCGGAGAGGUCAAAGUGCGACUUGACCUGCAGCUCUUUGAGCAAACGCCUCUCAUUUGAAUCACACCAUUUAGUUUCAGCUUAAGCAACAAACAUCUAUAGGUUUAUUUUUCUUAACUCUGUGUUGAACAGCUGUGUACCAUAAGUGGGUUGUUUUUUGAACUUGAGACUCCAAAUGGAGUUUUUUCCCAAACAUUAGAGUGCCAGCUCAUAGUAAGCUUGAUAUACUAUAGAAAAGGUGAACCACUUUACAAAUGUUUACAUUAUGAUGGGCCGUGCCAUCUCAUCAUUAUACAGUAGAUGCUGAUGAUGUCAUGUGAUGGGUAAUUUAGAAAGAAAAUAGAUCUUUGUGUUGAAAGAUUAAUUAUUGUUGAAUCACCAUUUUUGUUAUUUAUUUGAUGUAGAAAAGGGCUUACACCAAACCUGUUUCCUUUUAAUGUUUUCUGCCCCAUCAAAUGUGCCUUAGAUUCAGUCUUUGAAAAGCCAAUUAAUUCUUUGAUAUAAAAAUAUUGAAUAUCACUGUUAUUACAGUUGUAGUGAUCUGUUAUUACAUGUAUAGUGUUCUGAAUGACCAGUCACUGACAAUGAAAUGAUGAACUUAUGGUUUUAAACAUUUCAUAUAUAUAUAUAGAUACUGACUGUGAUCUGAAAGACUCAGGUUGUAACUCUAAUAUCCAUGUGCAUUGGUUGAAAAAAGAUGCCACUGUUUUAAUUUUUUACUGACAUUUUAUUUACAGAUGCCUGUACUCAGGACAUGCCAAACAUUAAAAUUCAAAUCUAUGAUUCUACAAUUUAGUAGUUAGUAGAAGCCAUUAAGCCAAGCAUUUGUGCACCUCUUUGAAUCUUAAGAUAAAGAUAAUAAAUUAUUUAUUACAUUUUCUAAUAUAUUACAGUGUUGGGGCUAGUUACUCAAAAAAGUAAUAUAUUACGUAUUACAUAUUACUCUCAAAAAUAGUAAUGCCUUACUUUACUUUAUUACUCCCUGGAGAAAGUAACUAGUUAUAUUACUAGUUAUAUUACUAGUUACAUUUUUUUUCUGGACAAGAAUGUUUAUUUGGGCAAGCCACGGCCAAGAAAAUGCUGGCUUCCUUACCCGCUACCAGACGUGGGGCACAGCGUUCGGAGAAACAUUAAAGAGUGUGCACUUCACCGUCAAGUUAUUUUCCAUCCGUUGAACGUAAUAAAAUAUGACUGAAUCUCCACCCGUCGAAACUAGCUUUCUGUUGCUGGGAACCUUCCUCUGAAAAAGAGCUUGCCGUUGUUGACGCUUCCAUUUUCCCGAUCUGUCUUUGAGUGUGCCGCUGCCGCUCUGUGCUGCUGGCUGCCGGGUGUCGACCAAUCGGUGAUGGUAAAUGAUACCUCGUGCCAAACUUAGACCAAUCACUGUUCCAUUCACGCCCACCUCCCCUUCCCUUUUGUUCUCUGUGUUUUGUGCCUUGUGUGAUGAAGGUGCUACUGGCGAAUGUAACUCAAGUAACUAGCUCAGGAAAACUGUAAUAAUAUUACCAUUUUGAGACGGGUAAUGCCUUACACUACUAGUUACUGAAAAAAGUAAUAUUAUUACAGUAACUAGUUACUUUGUAACUAGUUACACCCAACACUGAAUAUAUAGUGGAUUUUCAGCUGAAUUGGACUAUUCUACAGUGGCACAAGGAGACAUUAGUGCAUGUUUGAUAGGUAUAAUAUAUUAAAACACUUUUUUAUAUAAUCAAAAUAUUGUAAUGACCAGUAUAUAAUACUUUAUACUGUAUACUGUACAAUAUGCAUUCAUUUCUUGAAUGUACAUAUUUAGGGAAGCUUCCUAGAUGCUCGUAAAGUGUAAUAUUGGGUAAAAUCUUUAAACAAUGGCAUUGGGUUUUAACAGCAGAUUUGAUCUCAAAGUUGCCCUGUUACAGUACAUUUGGAUUGUUGCUGCUAGAUUUAAAAAGUCUGAUUAGAUGUUUUUGUUCAUUAAAAGCAUUCUAGUGUUAAACCAUAACUUCAAAAAGAUUACAUUGCUAUGUUAUCUAUUAGGGUUCAAUUAUUCAUUUACACCAAAGACAAAAAUAAAU
Molecule: messenger RNA, 7867 nt
Organism: Paramisgurnus dabryanus
Lineage: Eukaryota; Metazoa; Chordata; Actinopteri; Cypriniformes; Cobitidae
Gene: itsn2a
Product: intersectin 2a
Biological process (GO): positive regulation of Rho protein signal transduction; intracellular signal transduction
Molecular function (GO): calcium ion binding; protein binding; guanyl-nucleotide exchange factor activity
Source: RefSeq, a predicted model, not a curated record